Coturnix japonica (Japanese quail) is the source of this 4914-nucleotide messenger RNA. The record is from RefSeq and is a predicted model, not a curated record. NCBI's taxonomy places the organism in Eukaryota, Metazoa, Chordata, Aves, Galliformes, Phasianidae.
UGCCAGCACCUGUGUUGAAAUCUACUUGAAACAAUGAUCAUCACUGUACGCUUAGCAGUUCCAGGCAGGAAGUCUGAAGCAGUUUUGAUCUUGCAGAAAUUAGUGGGGAAAAGGAGAUGAUGUUAAAGGAAUUCAGAUUGAAUUGAAGGCAUUUUCUGUUUAUUUUCUGCCAAGGAUAUCAAUCAUGAACAAAGGAAAAAAGUCAGGCACCAAACAAAUCUAACAAAAAAAAGGCAUGAUCAGCAGUGAAAUGCCAUAAAGAAACCACCGUGUUGCCUUUUUCUUUUCUGGAUUGUUGGGGCCUGUCUGUGUUUUCCAACACAACUAAGUGAUACUUUCGUGACUUGAUUGUGAAGGCUUAGUAAAAUUCUCAUUUAUAUUUGAGAGGGAAAGAAAUGCCUCCAAAGGCAAAACAAAAAAUCCCAAGAUAAGUCGAUGAGAUGUGAUUGGAGUGUGUUGUUCACUUAACCGACACCUGCACGAACCUCCCUGCACACCAGUGCGACAAGAUCGGGUUGCCAAGGAGGAGCCGCUCCUGUGGAGGCUGAGCAGAGCCUUGCUGGGAGCCCAGGGGAGGCUGUGCUCCCUCCCCGCCGCUACCGGUUGCCGCCGUUGCCUGUGGGAGGUGGGCCCUGCUGCCGGGCCCUGCUGCGGGCUCCCCCCUGUAGGCAGUUCUCAGAGCGGAGCUGAACGGUGCUCAGACAGCGACCUUCCCCCGCACAGACAGGUGGCAGCCGGUGGCUUUGGCUACGCAGGAUAACAGCGGUCAUGACUAACCCCAGCACGAAGGGGUCGUUCCUCUCACAGCCGAUGGUGAAGAGCGUGUUGGUUUAUCGCAAUGGGGAUCCUUUCUUCCCGGGACGCCGCAUUGUCAUCAAUGAGAAGAAAGUGUCAAACUUUGAGGUCUUCCUGAAAGAGGUGACCGGUGGGGUGAAGGCACCCUUUGGAGCUGUGCGUAACAUCUAUACGCCCCGGGCUGGGCACCGUGUCCGGCAGUUGGAGGAGCUGCAGAGUGGAGAGCAGUAUGUGGCUGGUGGCAGGGAAGCCUUCAAGAAACUGAAUUAUCUGGACAUAGGAGAAACAAAGAAAAAGCCUGCUGAAGUCAAUAACGAGCAGUCAACAGUGGAAGAUGUCAAGCCAGUUACUCACAGUAGAAUUGCUGUGUCAGCACGGUUUAGAAAACCACUCCAAGAGCCCUAUACAAUUUUCCUGAUUGCUAAUGGAGACCUUAUUAGCCCUGUAGUACGACUCCUUAUUCCAAGGAAGACCCUGAAUCACUGGGACCACAUUCUUGAAAUGGUUACAGCAAAAGUUUCCCUCAGAAGUGGAGCUGUGCACAGACUUUACACUUUAGAUGGAAAACAUGUUCAGAAUGGAUCAGACUUGGAGAAAGGGCAAUUUUAUGUUGCAGUGGGUAGAGAAAAGUUUAAGAAGCUACCAUAUGGCGAGCUGCUGUUCAGCAAAUCUACAAUGAGGCCACAGGGUUCUAAAGUACUACCUCCGAUUGCAGGGUCUCGAAAAUCUAAAGGCAGUGGAAAUGAUCGGCAGUCUAAAUCUACUGUUGGAUCCAGUGAUCCUGGGGAGAAUAGUUCCUCACCUCAGCCUCCAAAAGAGGUCAAAAAAUACCAUAAUCCAGAGGAUUCUACGUCCAGAAGGCACAGUUCUAACAAAACUGUGAAAGAAAAACAAACAGCUUCCACAGGAUUCCUGCAAGAUAAUGGUGAAGGGAUUUACAGAGCUAGUGAAAAGCAGUCUGAAAUGUGGGGGGCAGCUGAAGUUCAAGAAGAUGAAGACACUCGUGUAGAAGUUCCAUUGGACCAGAGGCCAGCAGAAACUGUAGAUGAAGAGGAAAAUGCAGAAGAGGAAGUUGACAGAGGAGAGGAGGAAGCACAUAAACAGAAUGAAGAACAUCCAGAAGUAAAUGGAGAGGACAGUGGGGAAACUGUUAUGAAAAGUAACAGAGGAGAAGAAGAUGAGAUUAAAUUAAGUGGGAAUUAUGAGUACAAAAUAGAAGAAACAGAGAAUGUUUACCAGGCAGAGGAAGAGGAGCUCACCCAUUUAAAUGGCAAGAUAAAUGAAAAAAAUGGUGGGGGGAUGGAGCAGAUGAACAGCCAUGAUGAUCUUCAGCAUGAAGAGGACGUAGAAGAGGAUUAUGCUGGCAGUCAGAACCAGGUUGAUUCUCAUGAUGAAAAAACAUCCAGAAAUCCAAGAGUGACAAUCACUAGCCCACAGGAAAGUGAAAAAAAAGGACCAGAGCAUUGACUAUGGUGCAGUUGCAUAGAUAUAAAGGAAAUAAAAUCAAUGGGAAAGUAAAUACUAUAAUACUUACAAGCAUGUUAUUUUAUGUGAUUCAUAACUUAAAAUGGAGAGAUAGAUUGAGUACCCACACAUUAAGUCUUGAGAUGACAAUAGCAUAUGGAAUAAUAGGACAUAAACAUUUAGCUCUACUAAAUACCCUUUAAUAAUUUUCACAAGAUGUAACUUUCUGAUGGAUUUUGAGAGAAAAAAUGUAAUGCUACUGUAUAGUAAUAUUAGAAACAUUAGAAAUAAACUCUUUUAUGGUAUAGGAUGGUUAUCAGUAGCAGUCAACUAUACAAAUGACAUCUGUCAAGAACAAGUUAAAUGUCAAAACUUCUUUGUGGGUUUGUUGAGAAAAGAGAAAUAAUUUGUGACAUUUAAGGACACAAUUUAAGUAGUUUUUUUCCCACUGAAAUUCCAUAUUAUGUACUUUAUUUCCAGGCGUAACUUUAAGAUAGAAAUAGAAUGCAUUGCUCACCUAAAGGACAAGAAAUAAGAUGUACUAUGAGUCCUAAUAUUACUGGAUAGUGGCUUUCAGUAUACUAUUUGGUAUCAUUUUUAUUUUUGCAUUCCUAAAUAGCACCUUUUAAUCAUUGUGAAGAUAGCCUACAAUGCUGCAGCUUGUUCACACUCACAACAGUAGGUUUUGUUGGUUGUCCUGCACCAGUUCACUAAGCGGUGAUUGGUUAUUAUAAUGAAAAAAGAAUAAAGCAUAGGUAUGCAGCAGGUCAGGCAUGGAGCAGAGCAGUUUGAUUGCACUUCAGUUCAAGUGAAGUCUAAUUUAUUAACAAAAAGAACCCCAAACUGAAGAGGCCCAGAUUCAGACUGAAAUUAGCAUGAAAUCAUUGUUAUCAAUGGAGACAUUUUACUAUGAAACAUACUAAUAUAAGAUUACUAGUCUACUGUAAAAUUCAGCAGCUGUUGUUGUGUUUAUGGAUCCCUCACAUAGCCUUAAUGCUUGAAAGUGUAUUAUCAUCUUUUUGAGUUAGCAGGUUCCUGAUAGGCUGUGGCUUAAUUUGCAUUAGAAAAUAAGCCAUUGAUCCUCAGUAUUAGCUCUCUUAAUGACAUCAACACCAUUACUCUCACAGUUUCUCUGUUAGAAAUAGCAAUUAUUUGUAGAUCGUGAAAUACAGCAUAUGAGCAUAACUUCAUUAAUUAUACAAAAUAUAUAGUGGGUUUCCUUAUCAUUAUUGCUGGUAAAUUAUGACAAUGAGAAAUUAAAUGUCAUUUUUGUUGAUUUCAUGCUAUUAAGACCAAAAUUACAUCCAGGAACAAAUUGAACUUGAAGCACUGUUUGAAGGAAGUGUAGAAAAAUUAUUGUGACUGAAACUCAAAGAAAUAUCUGCACUUUUCUAGCAACUAUUAAAUAUGCUUUUCCAAUGGGGAAGAAAUACUUAGAGAUCCUUGAGUGUGCUCCUGAGCACAGGCAAUUUGAAUUUAAAAUAACCUUAAAAAACACAGGAACAAGGUUAGAAUGGUUUGCUCUGCUGUAACUGUGAAAUAUCUGAGUUUUACAUGUCCUUUAUUGAACUGUCUGACAAAGUAGAGGAAUGUUACCUAUGUAUUCUGUUCAAAAUAAGAUCCUAAUCUAGCCAAGCUUUUAAGCAAGGGUCUUUUUAUUUGAUGCAUUUUAAGAUGAUUCUUGAAGAUAAGCAGAACUACAACCAACUGACUAACAACAAAAUAAACCCAAAACAGUAUGAAUAAAAUAACUACAAGCCCUAAUGAGGAAAGCGAUACAUUGUAAUCCUUUAGGUACUUUUAUAGGUAAUCUUGCAGUGGAAUUGCAUAUGGAGCAGCAUUAAAAGCCAUCAAACAAUGCAUAACUAGCCAGACCAAGAAGCUCUAUGUCAGCAUACCUUCUUGCAGAGCCCACCAAGGGAAAAUGGCUAGCACUCCAUCCUCACUCAUUUAGAGCUUAAUAGCUCAGUGGUAAGUGUGGUCCUCAGCAUGCUUAAGAAUUAAGACAAAUUACAGUGAUCUUCUAUUGACACUACUAUGAAGAGUUGUUGGCUUGAAGUUAACGGUGUACCCAAACUGUACAUGUUGUAGACUCUACAUGUUGUCAUCUUAUUGUAGGUAAAGUCCUGAGCAGCAUCUAACAUUGAUCUUCAUCCUCAGAAAUUUAAAACUAAAUUGACUAACAAACAAAUCUGAUAAAGAGAAUUAAUGUGGAAAACUUUUUCCUCAAAAUGUUGUACUUAAAAAAAAUACAUAUAUAAAAUUAGAGGAAGCACAGUUUUGUGUAGAGACUGUUUUCUAUUCACAACUUCUGUCUGCUGAUUGUUUCUCUCAUUUCUUCCCUUUUCUGCCAAAGUUCAGUAUCCUCGAUGCUUAAAGACCUACGAAUAUCAUUAAGAGUUAUUUAAAAACUUAAAGUAAAUUAUAGGGAACUGCAAUGUGAUAAUUGUCUUUCAUGGGAACAUGAAAGUCCCAGUGAGAGUUACUCAGCCUUUAAAAUGUUUUCCUCUGUGCUGUUUGUCUUGUAAGAAAGACAGAAUAACAAACUGGACUUUAGGGAGAGAUACAGCCAUUUCAUCAUUCACUCUUAUAGCUCUGAAAACAUCUACUUUGUGUCUGAUUCUCUUGUACAGAGAAAAUUAAUUUAUGCAUAAC